AAAAAAAAAAAAAAAAAAAUUCAAAGUUUCUUCUAUGACUUGGAAAAUUGUCCCAAGAAUCGUCAAAAGCUUUUGAUCAGAUUGUUCUUCUCCAAUUUCAGAACUUCUCAUCCUUGGGAUCGUCUUCUCCCGAUAUUCCUAGAGUCUCAACGAUAUCAUAAUGAGAGGUCCUGAGAAGAGUCUUCUGCAUACAAAAAUCUUGAUCUAGUGAAGUUUCGGUGCUGCAGGCGAUCAGGAAAUCUGAAUUGCCCUGUCGAUAUAUCGACUUCAGAGUGAAUGAACGGGCAAUCUUACUUCGAUGGUGGAACUCCGGAGAACUAUUGUUCUCAGACAAAUCACUGACUCGGCCCUCGUGCCAUGGCUCUCAUAAUAUCAAUCAAGGAAGUACUCUCACACCUCUUCUUCGACCCUCGUAAUAAAUGGAACGUCUUGGAGGGAUUAUCGGCUCUGAGAUGGCAAGAACCCGAACGAUGCAGAUGAAGAAAGCAGCGAUAGACCAGGGUGUGGCGCGUGUUUGUGAAGCUCUGAAAUCGAUCGGAGAAUUGUGGAAAAUGAAUUACGUUUGGAUUGAUAGGAUCAGAUGUAGUGGGACGGAAGAAGAAAGCCAUGGGAAAGUCGUUGAUGAAGUCUUGGGGAUGCUGGAAGGGAUGAUAUGUGUAAUGAGGGGAAGAGAGUCUAAUGGAAUGGGGAAGUUCAACAGCAAUUGUGAUGCAUUGGCCACAGCUCUCCAUGCUCACUUUUCUCAAGCAGCAGUGGAAGGGCAGAGGAGCAGUUCGAGCCGAAAUGAGAGGGAAGCAGCAGCACCGGAUGAAUUUCUUCAGUCAUCACCGCCGCCACCAUUGCCACAGCCUCAUCCUCCUCAAUCUUCAGCUCGAAGUUCACCACAGCUCACACCUACUAAUCCUCGAAUUCCAUCGCCGGUACUGCCACCGCCUGAAACUCAUCCUCGGCUUGCAGCUCGAAUUCCUCUACCACCAACCCCUCCUCCUGCUCGAAUACCAAAAGUAAUGCCAACUCCUCCUGCUCCUCCUCCUCCUCCAUCUCCGUCGCCACUUUCUCCUCUGUACUCUCAAAUUCCUCCACCGCCACCCCCUCCACCUGCUCGAGUUCCGCUGUCACGACCUCCUCCUCCCUCUCAAGUUCCAUCACCAACUCCUCCUCCUCCUCGACCGCUGCCACCAACUCCUCCUCCUCCUCCUCUUGCACCACCUAAAUUGCUGCCUGAAUCACCACCAACCAAAGCAGCUAGUGGCCCACUACCACCUCCCCCGCCUCCGCCACCAGCCACUCCGAAGAUAUCACGAACUACAAAAGCAACAACAGCACCUCAGCCACCACCGCCUCCAAUGCCUUCAAUAGGAUCGGCGCCGCCACCACCACUGCAGGCACCACUUGUAAAAGGAACCGCUGCAGCUCCGCCACCCCCUCCACCAGGUGCAGGAAGAACCUUUUACCCCCGGAAACCGACCACCAAGCUGAAGAGAUCGACCCAAAUUAGCAAACUUCAUCGUCUUCUCAAGGCGAAAAUGGAGGGAUCCAAUCUCGAUGACAAAUCGAUUGAUAAUGCCAGGAAAGCUCAGGUUAAAGCCUCGUCCGAUGGCGGUAAACAAGGGAUGAGUGAUACCAUUGCAGAGAUGACUAAAAGAUCGGCGUACUUUCAGGAGAUUGAGAGAGAUGUCCAGACAUACACGAAACCGAUCAUGGAACUGAGAGCUAAGCUAACCACUUUCAAGAACACGGACAUGAUUGAGCUGCUAAAGUUCCGUAACCAAAUCGAAUCCCUCCUUGAAAAGUUGACUGAUGAAUCCCAGGUCCUAAGAAGGUUCGAAGGCUUCCCCAUGAACAAAUUAGAGAGCCUGCGAGCAGCUGCUGCUCUCUACAUGAAACUCGAGACUUUCAAUGCCGACUUGCAGAGCUGGAAGAUCGCUCCUCCCUUGGGUGAUCUUCUUGGUCAGGUCGAACGGUACUUCAGUAAGAUGAAGCGAGAGAUUGACACUAUCGAAAAGACCAAAGAUGAGGAUCAUAAGAAAUUUAUGAGCCACAGCAUACACUUCGAUUUCAAUAUCCUACUCCGAGUCAAAGAAUCGACGGUGGAUGUUUCUUCAAGUUGCAUGGAGCUAGCACUCAAGGAAAACUGGGUGAAGGCGUGCACGGAGAUGCUGUGGAGAGCUUUCCAAUUGGCUUUCCGAGUCCAUUCGUUUGCUGUGGGGCACGACGACCGCGCGGAAAUGCUGACCCGGGAACUAGCUCGUGAAAUCGAGAUUGGCAUUGCAAAUAGAUCCAAAACCGGGGGAAAAUACUAGCUUUAGGGAAUAAUUUUGUAAGUUCCGGAUCAAAAGUCAUAUGUACAGCUCAAGAACAUGUACAUGGCAAAGUUUUCAUAACUUUAUAUACAAUAAAUGUGUUUGAUAAUUCUCAAAA
Molecule: messenger RNA, 2421 nt
Organism: Punica granatum (pomegranate)
Lineage: Eukaryota; Viridiplantae; Streptophyta; Magnoliopsida; Myrtales; Lythraceae
Source: RefSeq, a predicted model, not a curated record